UUUCACCAUCUCCGAAGAAACGACGGGGGCGAAAAUGGAGGAACAGAACGACGCCGGUGGCGGUGGCGGUGGCGGCGGCGGCGAGAGCAGUUUGUUGGAUGGAUCGGGUCACUGGUGGUGGGCGAUGGGAAGCGGAGCCCAGAUCAUGUGGGGAGUGAGAUGUAUUCGCAGAGGUUACGCCGGUGACGUUCGUUUAAUGCCGCUAAAAGCCUUCGGAGUCGCAUCACUCUUCGUCGGCGCGGUAGCCACCACCUCCGUCGCAUUUCUCAGCGCCACGGGGAUCCACACGGUCCAAGAUGCGAUGGAAUUGGGAGCUAACAUUAGAACCAAUUUGGGGAUUACUCCUCAAAUACCGGAAAAGCAAAUCACCGCGUUUGGUUUUUGCAGAGGCGGAUGAUCUGUCAUGAACGAUUUCGAGCUUGGUUCUUACCGGAGACGAUCCAAGGACUAGCUCUCCGGUAGAUUGGAGACCUGCUUAAUGCAUCGGAGCGAUUGUCUUUAGUUGCUGCUACCGGUUCUUGUAUUUUCUGUAAUUUUUUACACAUGAAAUUUUGAGUUUUUUUUUUUUUUUCUUGUUCCUACUUGCUUAAUUUACAAAUUAUUAUUACUAUUUAGCUAA
Messenger RNA from Eutrema salsugineum, 619 nucleotides. RefSeq lists its product as uncharacterized. Bases 35 to 397 code for a protein of 120 amino acids. The record is from RefSeq and is a predicted model, not a curated record. NCBI's taxonomy places the organism in Eukaryota, Viridiplantae, Streptophyta, Magnoliopsida, Brassicales, Brassicaceae. The transcript has 3 exons.